AUGUAUCUUAUGGUGCCCUCCAUAGUCACCAAAUCGGGGCGCGUCAUAUUAGCGGUGUACGCUCUGGAGCAAGUGUUGACUGGUCCAAUAACCGAUUUCCUCUUGAACUUGGAUAUCUUCCUGCGAACGUGCAUAUGUUUCAUAAAGCUUUUCCUGAAAUACACUAUCGACUCCUACAAACUGUGCUUCGAUCCGGCAUUCAAAGUUUUCUCGGAUAUAAUGAGUAAAGACCGGCAUGAUGUGUUCAAUUACACCGAGUCGGACAUGUCGUGGGUCUUUGACGUGACCAGCUCUGAGCCUUUGACCCAAGACCUCGGGUUUAAUUUUCUGAGUUUGAAUAUAAGCGUAACCCAGCUGGACUAUCUUCGCAUCACCUACCGCGAAUACCAGAACUGGGUGAACAAGCUGCGCACAACCAAAGACUUGGGCGGUGCUGAGGGCGAUCUCCGGGUCCGCUGCGAGAUACUGCUGUUCCUGGCCCAUCUCCGUUGCGUAGAAAAAGUUCACGACUCUUGGCCGCUCUGUGAUUGGGGCCCGGGUGUGGUUAGAGAGACUUGCCGAGAGGUUUGUCGGCCAAUCAUCGUCAUGUUGACUGAAGACUUCUGCGGGACUGAGAAAGUCACUGAUCAAUUCCAUGCGUGUGAUAAUUUAAAAUUUCCCGAGUGGUUCGCGCGGAACAAUUCUUUCGAUAUCGCUGGAGUGAACACCGAGAGAUCCACUCUGGAUGACGCUUACAACGAAGCUUCGAACUACCUCAGAACAUAUAGGGCACGUACUGCUCUUCUCGGUAACAUCUUAGAAAUAGCUCUCUUGCUGAUAACGCCCUGUUGUUUCGUCGUCAUUUAUGGCUUCCUUCAUAAAUACCAACAUUAUCCCAGCUUCCACAACUGCUACGUUUACGGAGAUUUUGGAAAAUUCAGCGAGCAAUCGGGUCUCAGGCUGGAUGAGAAGGACUUGAAACGUGUCGCAACCUUCUGGACACCGAAACCGCUGGAUAAUGAGUGGCAUGGCAUUGAGCGUCUUGUUUUCUCGAAGGUUUGGCUGACUGUGGUCCUCGGCAUAUGUGCGCUCAGCGUCAACCAUUUGAUGGCGAACGUCUUGAAAGUAAUGAAAGAAGAGAGUCGACUGUCUGGCGUGUAUAACACGGAGCAAAAUCUGAGCGUUCAAGUCGUAGGGAUCGGUAUCGUAGCCAAGUUCAUGAGAUCAUUCCUGGGAUACCUUGUGAGUUCGAGUCGGGUCUCGAGCAAUGUGGACACGGCUGUCUGUCUCGUCUCGGGACACGACUCUGGGAAAACUGGCCUGAUUCUGGGAAUCUAUGUCUUCAUGGUCUUCACUUGUGUCGCAGAAGUAUAUGCGUUCCGCCUCAGGUUCCUUCUCUGCCGCUAUUUCUACCCCGAAGCGCACCGACGUAGGAUGCUCUAUCUCUGCCACGCUAUUUUGCUGUGGCGAUCUCAACGUGCUGCUAUCGCGGUUGAAAUGACGCGCGCGAGCCCAAUUGAAUGA
Messenger RNA from Galendromus occidentalis (western predatory mite), 1503 nucleotides. RefSeq lists its product as uncharacterized. Lineage: Eukaryota; Metazoa; Arthropoda; Arachnida; Mesostigmata; Phytoseiidae. The transcript is spliced from 3 exons. Bases 1 to 1503 code for a protein of 500 amino acids. Gene Ontology annotation, cellular component: membrane. The record is from RefSeq and is a predicted model, not a curated record.